AUGUGGAGCUCUGGCUGGUGCAGUGGCGACGACGACCCGGAGCAUAAACGAUGCGUCAUCUCCGACGCGGCGCGCAAGCGCGCGGCCAAGCGGUACACCAAGUAUGGGCUGCCGCGCGGGGCUGCUGCGGUGAAGAGGGAGAGGGAGUCCGAUGACCUCCCCGCCGUCAAGAUCGAGCCUGGGGAGGAGCGCUCGCGCGACCGCGGCGUCAUCGGGUCGGAGGACUACCUCGUCGGGCCCGACGCGGACGCCUUCGAGGCGGCGCUCACCGAGCGCACUGCGCGUGAACAGCAGGAGGAGGAUACACGUCGCCGGCGGGACGAUGAGCUCAGGGACCUCCUCUUCGAGCAGGCGCUCGCCGCCGACCGCGAGCUCCACGAGAAGCUGGGCGCAUGGCGCCGUGAGCAUGAGGAGCAAGACAAGAAAUACAUCGAUCUUGUGUCUUCCGACUCCGACGAGUGA
This is a messenger RNA of Aegilops tauschii subsp. strangulata, 462 nucleotides long. The record is from RefSeq and is a predicted model, not a curated record. NCBI's taxonomy places the organism in Eukaryota, Viridiplantae, Streptophyta, Magnoliopsida, Poales, Poaceae.